Seriola aureovittata is the source of this 2364-nucleotide messenger RNA. RefSeq names its product THAP domain containing, apoptosis associated protein 1 (gene thap1). Gene Ontology annotation, molecular function: sequence-specific DNA binding. The record is from RefSeq and is a predicted model, not a curated record. Lineage: Eukaryota; Metazoa; Chordata; Actinopteri; Carangiformes; Carangidae. The transcript has 3 exons. The coding region runs from base 167 to 829 and encodes 220 amino acids.
GAAGAAGAAGAAGCAGGAGGAAGUAGACGAAGAAGAAGCAGCAGGAGCAGAACUAUAGCCUCUGGAGGAUCAGGGGUUAUAAGGCAGCUUCAGGAGGACCAGCACUUCUCCGAGGCUGGUAGAGUGUGAACCGGGGUGUGUGUGAGCGCGGCUCGGGGCAGAAGCCAUGGUUCAGACGUGCUCAGCGUACGGAUGUAAGAACCGCUACCACAAAGACAAAGACAUCUCCUUCCAUAAGUUUCCUCUUGCACGUCCAGAUGUUUGUGGUAAAUGGGUGGCAGCGAUGAGAAGGAACAACUUCAAGCCGACAAAGUACAGCAACAUCUGCUCGCAGCACUUCACCAAAGACUGUUUCAAGAGAGAGUGCAACAACCGAGUGCUGAAGGAGAACGCCGUGCCAUCCCUCUUCACCUUCAGCCUCAGCAUCAAGUCAGAGACCUUGGAGCAUCCCUUCCCCUCAGAGAUCCACUUCCCCCUCUCUCUGCCUCUGACCUCUGACCCAGUGGUGGAGGAGGAGGAGCCUGAACCUGUGAGGAGCCUGCCUGACACCCACUGCGACACGGCGUCGGUCUCCUGCGACCACAACUACACGGCGGAGGACUCCGCGCGGCAGAAGAGGCGCAUUGAGCUGCUGGAGGAGCAGCUGGAGCGUCUGAGGAAGAAACUGAAGACGACGCAGCAGAAGUGUCGGCGGCAGGAGAGGCAGCUGAAGAGGCUGAAGGCCGCCUGCGAUGUGCCAAGGACCAGUUGUGAGCCAGCUGCGGCGUUUGGCGAGGGAUACGUGAUUUUACCCAAACAAAUCUACCACACACUGAAAGGUAUCGAGUGAUGAGGAGGAGAGGAAGGAGAACAUUGCUGUGGUCAUACUGACCAGCAGAUUAGGUUCUGCUGCGGGUUCCAUCUCAGCAGGCCGACCGCUGCUGCUGAGCAAGGCAGUGACUCCGGAGCCAAGAGCUACAGGUUCACUUGUUAGGGAAUACAAAUGCAGGAUGUGGAAAACUUCAGUCUGUGUUUUUGGAUACAACAAACACCUUACAUAUCCUUUUUUUUCUUUGCUUUUCUUUCUUUGUGUUUUCUGAUUAGGCUCCACUGAAAAUGACUUUAAACGAAAAGUUCAACAUUUAGGGUUUGUCUUUAGAGAGAGCUGCAAACUGAAAGCAUUUUGUGACGGGUUGGGGGCGGCUGAGGAGUCUCUGCACGGAAGCACUGGGCAGAUGGAGUAACUGUUGUUGGUGCAGAAACAGUUUAAAUUUGAACCCAUAAAUCUAUAAACUGCUUUUUACAUUAGUGUUUGUUUGAAGAUUAAACAAAUGAGAUACAACCUAUAAACAGUGAGCACUAGAGGUUCUGGGAGAUGUAUUUUUUAACUUCAGAUAGAGCCAGACUGUUUCCACCAAGCAGACACCUGUAGGGCUGAAAAAUGAAGCUAAACUGCAGUUCCUCUAAUGACCACCAGAGUCUGGCUCCAACAGUGAGUCAGUCCCCAUAGACUCCCAUGUUAAAAUGUCCAACUUCACAGCAGAAAUAAACAUGUUUACAACCUGGUACAAAACAGUUUUGGUCUCUGGAGCUAAUUUCCUCCUUCAGGACACCUGUUAAUGUAACUCACCUGUUUACAUUUUAUUAAGAAUGUAAAGUCAUGCAGAAUUGAGGGUUGCUGGUUAAUUGACUAAUAGAACAUGAAGAAGUCUUUGCUCCUGUUUUUGAGGUGAAUGAAAUUCUAGUAUUAUUUUGUUUAUAUGUUAGCACUGAUUAGCAGGUAUCGGUGUGAGUGCUUACAGUAUCUGGCUUGUUAGCGUAGCUGGUUAUCUAGCUAAUUAGCCAACAUAUGAAUUGGUACCUUGGUUUAGCCUUCGAGCAAGAAGCCCAAACACCCAGCUGUGCUAACAAUGCUAACGGGAGCGUAUGCUCACACAGUUAUUAAACUAGCAUGCACCGAGUUCUCAGCUCCACACAUGCUCCACCUCUUUGUCCAUUUUUUAUUUAGCUGGGAGUUAGGGGCGGAGCCAGACACUGCCAAGACGACAGUAGAACAGCUCACUUUGAGCUUCAGAAACCUGUGGGAGACGUCACAAAGGCUACGUCCAUCUUUAUUUACAGUCUACGGUUCCCAGCUGCUUCCAGUCUUUAUGCUAAGAUAAGAUGAUCACAUUCUUACUCCAGCUUUGUACUAAACACACAGACAUGAGGUUGAUAUUAGAUUGAUCUUCUGAUGCCACUCUCAGAAAGAGAAAGCAAAUGGAGGACUUUGUGCAGACUUCCAGAGAGUCCACAUGGGCUGCAGACUUCACCAGACUUGAAAUUACCUCAUAAUCCAUAGUGAUAUGGAUGUGACAGUGAAAAAUAAAUAAAUAAUGUACUAUA